CUGUCCACAUCAGAUACAUCUGAGAAGCUUUACAGCUUUAACUGACGAUGGGGCUUUUUACUGAGCUGGAGUGUGGCAUCUGCUACCUGCCUUACACACGUUGCAGCAGGCAGCCUCAGGUCCUCAAAUGCUGCCACACUUUCUGCAGUAAAUGUGUCGAACGCUUAGUGCUGCGGAAGCGUAAAUCAGCCACCUUAACGUGUCCUGUGUGCCGAAUGCAGACUGUUUACCCACGGACAAUCAAUUUGUCCGAGUCUCUCCCUCUGGAUUCAGACAUCUGGAGGCAGAUUCCAGCAGAGAAACCACAGGAGGAGCAGCCGGAAGAGACGUUACACAAGUUGCUGAGAACUGCUCUGACUCAUGUGGCAGGAAGGUCCUCCAGAAGAGGCAGAUCAGCGUGGGUAAGGCCGAAGCUCAAAUGGCCACAGUUCCUGAAGAACUGGAAAAGUCGGGGCCUUUUUGGAAGAAAACAGAACCCAGAGGAGAAGCGACAACUAGAAUCAGAUCAGAAACUGAUUGCUCAGGUGCCGUGGUUCAGUGUGCUCUGAUCUCAAAAGGAUUGAAGAAGAGAUUCUCCGACCUGAUCCUCACUGAGCCUCACUAAAGUCCAUACCACCAAUAUGACAAUUUAGACACUCGUUAUUGUGGAAGUUGUGAAACUAAAGGCAAACUCUGGACUAACUGCUGCACAACAAAAUAAUGUUUGAGAAUGAAUGCAAGAAAUCCUAACCUGAUUUGCUUUUAGCUCUCAUUGAUUUGUGUAUUUAUUUGCCUGGUGUUGAGUUAUUUAAAGGGAAUAUCAGAAAAAAAAGUGUUUGGCAAACUUUUUGUGUGUAUUCUGACAGCUUACAAAAACAACAAAUUACAUUUGUAUAGUGUCGUGGAUGUCCCAAGACACU
Molecule: messenger RNA, 899 nt
Organism: Callorhinchus milii (elephant shark)
Lineage: Eukaryota; Metazoa; Chordata; Chondrichthyes; Chimaeriformes; Callorhinchidae
Exons: 3
Coding region: 48-548 (166 amino acids)
Biological process (GO): protein ubiquitination
Molecular function (GO): ubiquitin protein ligase activity
Source: RefSeq, a predicted model, not a curated record